This is a messenger RNA of Cicer arietinum (chickpea), 1507 nucleotides long. RefSeq names its product deSI-like protein At4g17486. Lineage: Eukaryota; Viridiplantae; Streptophyta; Magnoliopsida; Fabales; Fabaceae. The record is from RefSeq and is a predicted model, not a curated record. Gene Ontology annotation, molecular function: deubiquitinase activity. Gene Ontology annotation, biological process: protein deubiquitination.
CAUUAAGCAUAAAAAAAAGACAAAGUAGUUUAUGUCUUCUCUCUUACUAUAACUCUACACAACACAACAUAACCAGCUUUCACUUCUUUUGUCAGAAGAAGCAGCUAUUAAGAAAACAAUGUGUGAGUUUGAGACACACACAUUGUUCCAUUCUCUCUUCAAAAAACAACUAUGUCUAAUAAUAAUUCAUUCAUAGUACUUUGGUGCUGUUCUUUACUUCAAUCUCUCUUCUUCCUUCCCUCUGCAUCUUAAAAGGAAAAAAUGGGCAUUUUACUGUGGAAUCUGGGUGGCUUAAUGAUGUAGGAAAUAGAUAUUGAGUGCUUCCUGAGUUCGUUCGUUCGUUCGUUCAUUCGUAAAAUGAAAUCAGGAUUUAAAAAUGGUUGGCCUUCUAUUGUUCGACUUCGUCUCAAAGACAAAUCAGUGACACCGUUUUGCAUAUUCUCAAAAGUGAAAUCAGCUGGAAACAAACCUGGGAACACUCCUGUGUAUCUCAAUGUGUAUGAUUUGACAACAGUAAAUGGCUAUAUGUAUUGGGCAGGUGUUGGUAUUUUCCACACUGGGGUUGAAGUUUAUGGAGUAGAAUAUGCAUUUGGAGCACAUGACUAUCCAUCAAGUGGUGUAUUUGAGGUUGAACCAAGGCAGUGCCCUGGAUUCAAGUUUCGGAAGUCGAUUUUCGUGGGAACUACUAGCUUAGAUCCAUUCCAGAUUCGCGAGUUCAUGGAGAACCAGUCUGCAAAUUACAAUGGUGAUAGUUAUCACUUGAUUGUCAAGAACUGCAACCAUUUUUGUGAAGAUAUUUGUUACAAGCUAACAGGGAAUUCUAUACCCAAAUGGGUCAAUCGUCUUGCAAGAAUAGGUUCUUUUUGCAAUUGCAUACUCCCUGAAGCCCUUAAAACUUCCACUGUUCAGAACGAUCCAAACUUUGAAGGGUGUGAUAACGAAAAAAAGAGACUUCGAACCGCCUUCAGUUGUUUGUCAUCAAUCUCAAUGCCUCAAAGGGAAGUAUCAAUGUCUUCGUUGUUUCUUCACUCUCACUAUAAAGGUUGUUUACCGCCGUGGGAGUUAAAGAAAUCGAAAAAAGGCUCACUAAAGCAAAAAUGAGAACACUACUUUGCUUCUCUCAUUAACUCUUCUCUGUUGUAGAGUAUCCAUUUUUUUUUUCUGGUAACUGAAUACUGGAAAAAGAAAUUAUUGUUUUCAGUCAUCCAUGUUUCUCCAUAGGAACCAAAUUUUCUGUUCAUAUUUAUUUUGAUUGUCCAAACUGUUUCUAUUUUUUCCCCUUUUUUUCUUUUUGUUGUCUAGUUUUCAGUUUGUAAUCUUUGUCUGAUUCUGAAUUUCUGUAAUAUAUAUUGCUGUCUCUCAGCUAGAUUUUUCAUGGCUGGAGAAAAUAUUGCAUGUGCUAAAUUGCUCUCAAGACUAUCUCAGUUAAGGCCAUUUUGAUUUAAAUUUUGAGGAGACUGGUCAUGUUUGUAUAGUUGAUGAAUUGAUGAAAAGUGAUGUUGAUAAA